Messenger RNA from Aspergillus nidulans FGSC A4, 1269 nucleotides. Its product is annotated as putative salicylate hydroxylase. NCBI's taxonomy places the organism in Eukaryota, Fungi, Ascomycota, Eurotiomycetes, Eurotiales, Aspergillaceae. Gene Ontology annotation, molecular function: FAD binding. The record is from RefSeq and is a predicted model, not a curated record. The transcript has 2 exons. Bases 1 to 1269 code for a protein of 422 amino acids. Gene Ontology annotation, biological process: secondary metabolite biosynthetic process.
AUGUCCUCCCCUUCCGACAAACAAUUCACCGUCGCCAUUAUCGGCGGCGGGAUUGGCGGGCUUAGCCUCGCAGCUGGCCUCCUUCGUCGCUCCGUCCCUGUGCAAAUUUAUGAAGCGGCCGCUGAAUUCAAGGAGGUCGGCCUAGGCCUCACGAUCGGGCCUGCCGCGCACCGCGCAAUGCCCCUUAUCGACCCUAAAAUCAGAGAAAUCUACGAUGCUCUCAUCACCACUCAUGCGGACUCGCCUGGGUACGAGCGCUUCAAGGAGACCUGGUUCGAGGUGGUACGGGCGAGCGACGACGACGAGCUGGAUGGGCGGUUGGUGCUGGAUCUAAAGGCCAAGCCGAGCGGGCAGACGACGGUGCGACGGGCGGAUUUUCUCGAUGCACUCGUCAGGCUGGUACCGGAGGGGAUCGCGCACUUUGGAAAGAGGCUGGCAGCGCUGGUUGAGACAGGAGAUGGGGUGGAGAUGCGGUUUGAGGACGGCACUGCUGCCCGUGCGAGCGUAGUCAUCGGCUGCGAUGGGAUCCAUUCCAAGGUCAAACAGUUUGUUCUCGGUGCGGACGAGUACGCAGCCACUCAGCCUCGGUACUCGGGAAUGUAUGGGUACCGUGCCGUGCUGGACAUGGAGACGAUGGUGGAAGCCGUCGGCGACCAUCGCGCGCGCGUCUCAACUAUGUAUGUUGGCGACGGAGCGUAUGCGGUCACAUACCCGAUCAAACGGGCAAAGAAGGUGAACGUGGGCAUCUACCCCUUACACUCGGAAUGGGACCGGGAGAGCUGGGUGCGGCCGGCGAGUAAAGAGGACAUGCACAAUGACUUUAAGCAUAUGGGGCGCUUGAUAAACAGCUUAAUCGAGUGGGCGCUCUACGAGCACCCGCACAUCUCGACGUAUGCGAGGGCCCGAGUGGCCAUUCUGGGAGACGCGGCCCAUGCCUCGACGCCGCACCAGGGGGCCGGAGCGGGCCAGGCAAUCGAGGAUGCGCAUGUCCUGGCCGAGCUUUUGGGGGAUGCCAGAGUAGCGACUGCAGACGAUGUGGCUGCCGCAUUCAAGGCGUACGACCAAGUGCGGCGGCCACGCAGUCAACGAGUAGUAACGAGCAGUGCCGAGAACGCGUACCUGCUUUGUCUGCGGCUAGAUGGGGUGGGUAGCGACGAGGAGAAGUUAAAGAAGACACUGCAAGAGAGGCUGGCGUGGCUCUGGAAUGAGGAUGUACAUGAGCAGGCCGAGAGGGCGAGGAGGAUAAUGUUAGAGAUGAUAGGGCAAUGA